This is a messenger RNA of Pteropus alecto (black flying fox), 3047 nucleotides long. RefSeq names its product CXADR like membrane protein (gene CLMP). The record is from RefSeq and is a predicted model, not a curated record. The transcript has 7 exons. Lineage: Eukaryota; Metazoa; Chordata; Mammalia; Chiroptera; Pteropodidae. Gene Ontology annotation, cellular component: membrane; cytoplasmic microtubule; cell surface. Bases 303 to 1421 code for a protein of 372 amino acids.
UCACUCCUUUUCUUUCCAAACAGGGAAAAGUGUUUCACGAAGCGGUAGCUUCUUUCCGCCUCUCCUUUUCCUUCCUAACCUUGGUCCCAGCUCCUGUCCAAGCGCUAGCUGGUGGGGCGCGCGCUGGAAGCCCCUCUGCGCCCGGGAGCGCGGGGCGCGGGGCCGCUUCCGCGGCGGCACAUGGCCGCAGACACCCAGCGCGCACCCCGAGGCGCCGCGCCCAGUUCGCCCGAGGUCCGUCAGCUGCGCCCCGCCAUCCCAGGCAGCGGCUAAGCCGGGAGGUGCUCGCCCCGGGCAUCGGGAUGACCCUCCUCCUCCUCCUCUGGCUAGUUUCCUGCUAUGUUGGAACCUUGGGGACUCACACUGAGAUCAAGAGAGUGGCAGAGGAAAAAGUCACUUUGCCCUGUCAUCAUCAACUGGGACUUCCAGAAAAAGACACCCUGGAUAUUGAAUGGCUGCUCACUGACAAUGAAGGGAACCAAAAAGUGGUAAUCACUUACUCCAGCCGUCAUGUCUACAAUAACUUGACUGAAGAACAGAAGGGCCGAGUGGCCUUUGCUUCCAAUUUCCUGGCAGGAGAUGCUUCCCUGCAGAUUGAGCCUCUGAAGCCCAGUGAUGAGGGCCGGUACACCUGCAAGGUGAAGAAUUCAGGGCGCUAUGUAUGGAGCCAUGUCAUCUUAAAAGUCUUAGUGAGACCAUCAAAGCCCAAGUGUGAGUUAGAAGGAGAAUUGACAGAAGGAAGUGACCUGACUUUGCAGUGUGAGUCAUCCUCUGGCACGAAGCCCAUCGUUUAUUAUUGGCAGCGAAUCCGGGAGAAGGAGGGAGAGGAUGAGUAUCUGCCUCCCAAAUCCAGGAUUGACUACAACAACCCUGGACGUGUUCUGCUGCAGAAUCUUACCAUGUCCUACUCUGGACUCUACCAGUGCACAGCUGGCAAUGAGGCUGGAAAGGAAAGCUGUGUGGUACGAGUCACUGUGCAGUAUGUACAAAGCAUCGGCAUGGUUGCAGGGGCAGUGACAGGCAUGGUGGCUGGAGCCUUGCUGAUUUUCCUCUUGGUGUGGCUGCUAAUCCGAAGGAAAGACAAAGAGAGAUACGAGGAAGAAGAGAGACCUAAUGAAAUUCGAGAAGAUGCUGAAGCCCCGAAAGCCCGCCUUGUGAAACCCAGUUCCUCCUCCUCAGGCUCUCAGAGCUCACGCUCUGGUUCUUCCUCCACUCGCUCCACAGCAAAUAGUGCCUCACGCAGCCAGCGGACACUGUCGACUGAAGCAGCACCCCAGCCAGGGCUGACCACCCAUGCAUACAGCCUAGUGGGGCCAGAGAUGAGAGGUUCUGAACCAAAGAAAGUCCAUGUGACCCUGACCAAAGCAGAAACCACACCCAGCAUGAUCCCCAGCCAGAGCAGACCCUUCCAAACUGUCUAAAUUAAAAUGGACUUUAUUCCCAUGCUUUCCUAGGAGCCAAGAUCUUAGGACUUUUCUAGUCAUUGAAGCUCAGUCACCAGCCACACAACCCCCUCGAACCAGAUGAGAGGUCACUUACAUAGCAAUGGGCAUUGCAUGGAACAGAUUCUAAUGAGCACUCUCCUUAUAUGACACCAAACAAGAAAAAAGAUGUAAGCUGACCAUCUCCAAAAGGCAUCUCAUUGUGCCUUUAGACAAGAGUGGGAAAGAACAGGGAUCCAAAUUUGUGUAUUUAUUGACUAGGACCUGUGGUGAGAAAGGUUGGGAAAAGGGAAAGUGAACAUAUGUUAAAACUUCUCGCCUGAGAUGUUUUGUAUCAAUACUUCGAGUCGCCAUUGUCAAGAAGAAAUGAGAUGUUGUUUAUAAAUUUUCUAUGAAUUUCUGCAAACCUAUUGGAUUGUGAUUAUUCAGUCAAGCAGAACCCACAGCCUUAUAUUACACCUUUUUGCACCAUGUACUGGGCUUACCACUUCUGAGAAACUCUAAAAAAGGAAACACAUCUUCUGUUCUGACUUCAUUUACCAUAAGGUUUGAAUAUUAAUUUCAAGAGUUGAAACAGUGGCAGAUGGAGAAUAACUGAGUUUCUCACAUUCUAUCCACCACUGAUUUCUCUCUACUUGUAUUGAACCACAAGAGAACUAAAAAAGGAGUCCAAAAUGUGUGACAAGGGACUAUGAAAAACUUUCCAUCUUAAUGAUGUUCAGAGGGUCAUUGACGAAUAUUAGAAAUAUGUACUGGAACAAUUGUGGAUUUCCUCUCAAAUCAGACAUCUCUAAGGACUUCCCUGCUGGAUAUCUCUGAAGCAAGAAAACGUUCACUGCAAGUCAUUUAACAACGUCCUUAGAUGCCUUAUAGUGAAAUAGAAAUUUUUUGAAGAUGCUUACAGAUCACCUGAUGUACCAUUAUAGUCUUUUUGAGAACAUACAAAACCAGAAUUCCAAGACUGAUUAGAAUGAAAAGGGAAAUUAGAUCAAUUUUCUUAUAUGUCACAGAGCAGUAUAAGGAAGUUUAGAACUGCACCAAACUUGGAGUUUUCUUCAUUUCUUCCAUUUUAGGAGAAGGAUGUGAACCUAGGACUUUUGAUGGUUCUAGGCCUUAAAUUAUCAGAAAGAUCAAGGAUUGUCAAUAUUUCCUAAUGGCACUGCAAGUAUGUCAAAAUCCUUCCUGUUUGAGAAGUUGAGAGAGAGAGAGUUCAGUAUUUCACCAGCUUAGUCUCUAAUGAAGUCUAGCUAAGGGCUGGAAGGAAAUGGAAUUAACAUUUAAGGACGAUAUAGUGAGAAUAACUAGUGAGUGGCAGGAGAAGUCUAGGUUAGUGCCUGUUAACAUUUUGUCAGCAUCUUGGAAAAAAUUUGCAGAACAAUUCACCAGGAUAGCUUUCAGAAGAGCUGAUUCAUGGGAAAAUAUGUCUGAGGGAGAAAAACAGACUUCAAUAUCUUGCCUUUUUAAUAGUCUUGACUAUUCUGCUAAUCAAAUUCAUCCUACGGCAAGAAUUCUAAACCUGAAAUAGCCCUUCAAGGACCCUAGUACAAAUGUCUACAGAUCACCAUUGGUAGAGCAAAAGAUUUAUUAAAAGGGCAGCAGGCUAUA